Messenger RNA from Anisakis simplex (herring worm), 606 nucleotides. NCBI's taxonomy places the organism in Eukaryota, Metazoa, Nematoda, Chromadorea, Rhabditida, Anisakidae. The record is from the annotation of a GenBank genome assembly.
AUGUCUUCACAAUACGGCAUUGAGACAGAUGAAAUCACACUGCAACGAUAUGUGCUCAGCGAUCAAAAGAAACAUCCAACUGCUUCUGGUGAUUUAACCAAUCUAUUAACAUCACUUCUAACUGCUGUUAAGGCUAUAUCGUCAGCAGUACGUAAGGCUGGCUUAGCGCAUAUACAAGGUAUAGCUGGUAGGCAAAACGUUCAAGGUGAAGAGGUCAAAAAAUUGGAUAGCAUUGGUGAAUUCAUACUGACGCAUCCUCAAAUGAAAAUACCGAAGAAAGGCAGCGUAUACAGCGUAAAUGAAGCGUAUGCAUCGACGUGGUCUAAGGGAAUGUCCGAAUACAUUCGUACAAGAAAAUUCCCUGAAGAAGGACACUCGAAAAUGUCAUUGCGUUAUGUUGGCUCAAUGGUCGCUGAUCUUCGCAUGCUAUAUGAAAGUUUACCAAUGGCUUUCUUAACUGAACAAGUUGGUGGGAUCGCGACCACUGGAAAGGGUGCAGUGCUGGAUCUAGUACCGGAGAAGAUCCAUUCUCGUUGUCCAAUCAUACUUGGCUCACCAGACGAUGUGAACGAAUUUUUGGAAUUCCUUAAAAAAUACGAUGAGUGA